UGAGAUCGACAUUUAAUAUUUAGUUACUUUCAUAAUCAAACCUUAUUUUUCAAUUAAAAAAGAGACCCGUUCUCUUUAUUAAAAAAUCUUAAAAUUUAAAAACCACUUCGAAAAUGAAGGCUAUUAUUUUCUUAUUGGUGCUGGUGUCAGUGGCACUCGCUCAAGAUAAGUACGCAACUAAAUACGACAAUAUAGACGUGGAUAAAAUUCUUCAAAAUACAAGAGUUCUGACCAAUUACAUCAAGUGCAUGUUGGAAGAGGGCUCUUGCACCGCAGACGCUCGUGAACUCAAAAAAACUCUACCUGAUGCUUUGGUGACUGGUUGCCAGAAAUGCAACGAAAAACAAAAAGCUACUGCUGAAAAAGUUAUCACCCACCUCAGAACUCGGAGACCAAUGGACUGGGCGCGUUUAGUUGAAAAAUAUGAUCCUGAGGGUCAGUUUAAAAAACGUUUCGAAGCAGGGCAAAAAGUUUAAAAAUUACAAAGCGAAGAUCAAAUGAAAAAUCAUUAAAAUUAAGUUAAAAGAUUGAUUAACAUUUUCUCUGAAAUAAAUGUUAAAAAAAAAAGAAUUGUUUGAGCUUCAAGAAGCUAAAUUUUGAUCAUGUAAUUUAGAUAUUAAAUCCAUAAUCGUUACAUUUUAACGAACUUUUUACUAGUCGACCCGUUUUUUAAAGAAAAAGAGUUAAGUGUAUGGCACGGAAUGCUAAUCUUUAUUUUAAAAGUUCAAACCUUUAAUUGGAAACCUGUUUCGCUUUUCUUUCUCCAAUUGCGUCAACGUGAAAUUGUCAUAUAUAAUAUAUAAGUGCAAAAGUAAUUAAAUCGUCGAUUUUACAGAACUAUGUACUUGACUGAGACUUUGUUUAUUCCACGCGUCUCUUCUUCACCAAGGAUCCCAGCUGGAAAAACAAAAAAAUUAUAAAUAUCACUGUAUCUGUAAUAAAAAGAAAAUUAUUCAAACAUUCCAAACAUA
This is a messenger RNA of Belonocnema kinseyi, 971 nucleotides long. RefSeq names its product ejaculatory bulb-specific protein 3-like. The record is from RefSeq and is a predicted model, not a curated record. The transcript has 2 exons. Lineage: Eukaryota; Metazoa; Arthropoda; Insecta; Hymenoptera; Cynipidae. Bases 114 to 476 code for a protein of 120 amino acids.